Messenger RNA from Chelonus insularis, 4802 nucleotides. It is a transcript of the gene rsh, whose product is annotated as radish. Lineage: Eukaryota; Metazoa; Arthropoda; Insecta; Hymenoptera; Braconidae. Gene Ontology annotation, molecular function: protein binding; GTPase activator activity. The coding region runs from base 102 to 4445 and encodes 1447 amino acids. The record is from RefSeq and is a predicted model, not a curated record. Gene Ontology annotation, cellular component: cytoplasm. The transcript is spliced from 18 exons. Gene Ontology annotation, biological process: regulation of small GTPase mediated signal transduction; activation of GTPase activity.
GAUCGAGUCUUGCAGAUAUUUUAAGAGAAUGGGGUAGCGGUGGUGGUUCAAAUAAAAAUAAAACCGGCAACAAGCUUUGUCGUCGCGAAACACUUGCUGACAUGGCUAAGUCUUUACCUUGGCCGCGUCAAACAACUGAUUCAGGUCAUGGAAUGAGUCUUAGAAAACGACGUGAAAGCUCAGUUGACAGUGGAAUUAAAAGUUCAACGUCUAGUAAGUCCCGAAGAGAUUCAACCAUCAGUGAUUUCAAAAACGACAUUGCUAAAUUAUGGAGCAGACGAGAAAUCCUUCAACCACAAGCACCACCUACUGUUAUAUCACCCACACCACGGAGAGGGUCGAGUGAAUCUAGAUAUUCAAGAAGAGGAUCAGGAGAAAGUGCAAGGUCGCGAAGAGAUUCGGUGAUGGGUGGAAUGGGUGAACGUAAACAUCAAUGCCGUCAUCAUCGACGUAAACAAUCACAACAAUCUCAAAUUUCUGUUGACGUUGGUGCCAUUACUCCAACUAAAUAUUAUAGAAGUGAUCAGAGGCCGAGCGCUUCGAGCACAGAUAGUGCAGCAUCCGCUGCUGUCAGAGAACAUCUGGAGGCACAGAAAAGUAUAUCAGAGAAAACAGAUUCGAGAAUGUACUUGGCAGUUGAAACAAAAACUACUGGAGUUGAUGCUAAAUGUACAGUAGUUGAUAUGAAGACCUCAUCAACAGAAACUAACAAGAGUUAUUCAUUAGAACCGAAUGCAUAUACUCCAACAAUUGUAAUGUCUUCUACAACUCCGCCUGCAAUAUCUCCAGUCACUUCAAAUAAUCUUCCACUACCUGGCACCUCAACAUCUGGGAGUUCGAGUCCUGUUGGUUCACCGAAUAUAAAUAAUGCUCCUUCACAUCCAAGUCUAGCGAUGAGUAAUCGAAGAGAUUCAACUACUCAAUGUUAUUAUGGUAAAGGAAAAGAAGUCUCAUCAAGCAAAUUAUCACGGUUAACACGUCAAGCGGCAACUAUUGAUGAAUCUCCAUCAGGAAGACGAGGAAGUCAACCCACUUUAUCACCUGAUCCUGAUGAUGGAGGUCGAAAAGCUCGAAGAGAUUCUUUAAGCCCAGACUCUGCAUCUCAUCCAAGAAGACGGGAUUCAAAAAGUCAUUUGAGCCCUGAUAGAUCUGCUGAUAAAAGAGAUAUCAGCCCUAUCAGGCAACGAAGGCCGUCGAGGCUUCGAAGACAGUCUACCUCAAUUGCUGGACGCCCAGCGAGAUCUCCUGACAGUUCAACGUGCUCAUCCAGGGAUCCAAGUCCUUGUGCACGUGGAUUAGGGAGUAUCCAACAUGCACCAACUAUCAGAAGACAAUCAACAACUGAAGAAAUUUUUAUUGCUCGAGGAUUUAGAAGACAAAGUACGACUGAAGAAAUGAUCAGAUGUCGAAAUUUUCGACGGCAAAGUUCGCAAAGUGAUGAUACGGUCCAACGCUACAGAGGACGAAGAGAUAGUUCAGCUCAAAUAACUGAUGGAACUUUUGCAUCAAUGACUGUCGAAACUUCAAGUACUUUCUUUGACAGUAGUACCCAAACCGAACCGUCACCGCCUUACGACAACAAUCACUAUCAUGAGGAGUGCCUGAGAUGUAACAGCUGUAGCCUCAAUCUCACGGGACCUAAUCAAAAGAGAGCGAGACGAUUCAAAAAUCAAAUACUUUGCGAUCUGCACUUUGCAGACGUUGCUCUGAUGGAGUGUUCUGAUUUUAUGCAGCAGUUGCGCAGUUUUAAGCCCCAAAGUUUAGGCUGCGCAGUUGCUAGAAGAAAAUCCUCAACAACAUUAAUAUUUCCACUUCCACCUCAAGCAUGCUCUGAUGAAUUCUGUUCAGAGUUUCCACAUAAUCUAAUCCCAACUCCCGGUUAUUGGAUUGAAUGUGCAAGGCAGCAAAUUGCUUCAGACAAAAUUUGGGACGAGAGUGAGAGCGAUCGGGAUGUUACGGAUCCUGAGCAAGUAGAUGAGAAGGAAAUAUCGAUUAUGAAACAAAGAAGGGACUUUUGUCUAUUUGAAGAAAAUGAGUUGGAUGAUGAAGAUGUUCCUAGAAAGAAAACAACUAUUGAAGAACAAUGGGAAAAAAAUCAAGGUUUCGAACUUACUUCCGUUGAACAAGAAACUUACGAAAAAUAUUUUUAUGGCACAGAACAUUGGAAUUACUUUACUAAUGAUGAAGAUUUAGGACCAGUUAUUUUGAGUAUCAAACAAGAGACAAUAAGUGGUAGAGAUCAGUUUAGGAUACUUGUUCGAGCAAUAAGUUACACUGUUCAUGGACUUAUUCCUGCCAGCUGUGUUUUUGCUGAUAGAUACAAUCGUGAAGAAGUUGUCAAGAGUCUUGGAAAAGAGGUCAACAUCAAUCCACCAUUGACUCUGGGUCAGUUACCGGAUACUCCAGAAGAGCUUCUCAAGUUGGACCAAGUAUUCAUCAAGUCGGAAUUGAAAGUUGGAGUCAUGUACGUUCAAGAAAACCAGUUUGAUGAAGAAGAGAUUCUUAAUAACAAUGAUAACUCUCCACUCUUUGAAGAAUUUCUACAGAUUCUUGGCGACAAAGUACGUCUCAAAGGCUUUGACAAAUACAAAGGUGGUCUUGAUACUGUUCAUGACCUUACUGGUCUUUAUUCUGUCUACACUAACUGGCGAGGAAUUGAAAUCAUGUUUCACGUUUCUACACUUUUACCUUAUGAAGAACAUGAUACUCAGAAGUUGCAACGAAAAAGACAUAUAGGUAACGAUAUAGUCUGCGUAGUAUUUCUUGAGGCGGAUAAUACUCAAUUUAGUCCAGCAUGCAUGAAAUCUCACUUUCUUCACACAUUUAUCAUUGUUCGAGUGAGUCCAAGAAUUAAAAGAAAAAUUACAAGGUAUGAAGUAUCAGUUGUCACGAGAGAUGAAGUAGGAGCAUACAAGCCUUAUUUAUGGGAGCAAAGUGUUUUUGAAAAAGGCCCUAUGUUUCGUGAAUGGCUCCUUACAAAAAUAGUGAAUGGAGAACGAGCAAGUUAUUCUGCACCUAAAUUUGCAAGAAUGCAAGAGAGAACGAGAAGUCAAAUGUUGGAAGAUAUUGUAGCAAACCUUCAAAAUCAUGCAGAAACUGGACAAAUUCCUAAGCCGUACAGAAGAGGCUCUUGGAGACCAAUUGGUCACAUGAGACCAUCAUCACCUCUUUUAGAUUCAGUCAGGGAUCAAUUUGAAGACUAUGAUCAACUAGCAAAAGACUUUACACAAGUUUUUCUUAAUAAUUCUGCUAAUAUUGAACUUCAUUCAAAUUUAUUUGAUGUAGCAUUUUUGGUUCCGGGCCAACAGAAACAGAAAGUAAGAUUCAUCGGGGUUCGUGCUAUUCUCGGAGUAAGAAGCAGAGUGUUCCAAGAAAUGUUAUACGGAAUUCAGACGGGAUUUGGCAGUCCGCAAGUUCCAGUAGCAGAAUUAUUAGCAAGACCGGCGCCAACUUUACUUACUAGUCCACAAAAACCAAAAAGCUCAAACUUUCUUCAAGUUCCUGAUAUUGAAAGCCCUAGGCCAAAAAGCGUACCUUCUUCACCAAUGGUUAAAAGAGCAUUUUCAAGACUUGGAACUAUCACUGCCGGAUGGGGAAGGAGUAUAAGAAAACAUGGAAGUAAUACUCUGUCAGUUGAAGAUCGAAAACGAUGGACCAGCUCUCAAGACUGCAGUAAUUGUUUUUUAGAUAAAGAUUCAAAGGAUAAGGAUAAAAGUGCUCAGGCAUUAGCAGUACCAAGGCUGAGUGUUUGUGCUGAUGCUCAGAAAGUGGAUAGAGCAAAACUUGCACAAACAGAGUUCGACAUAAUCGAAUUUGACCCAGAAACUUUUGGUAUUCUUUUGGACUAUUUACACACUGGCUCUUGUCCCCUCACAUGCAGCAAUAUUCCUGGGUUGAUAUGUGCUGCUGAGCAUUACGACCUACCAGAUCUAUUGCAAGCAUGUUUUCAUCAUGCAAAACAAUUUUUACGAAUCGAGAUAGUUUGUGUGAUGCUUUGUGCUUUAGAAAAUUAUUAUUGGCGCUAUACAUCAGCUUCAGAACUUGUUAAUAUGAUCCUUGCGUUUAUUGAGACCCGGGCCUAUCAACUGUUUCAAAGCCCGCAUUUUCUGACUUUGAGUGAGAGUAUGGUUCAAACUAUCAUGUGUCGAGGACUUGAGGUUGGAGAAAUCAAGAAAUUUGAGGCGAUGCUCAACUGGGCAAAGCACAGAAUCAAGAAUAAGCCUAAUAAAGCUGACGCCAAACAUGAAUUCAAAUGUAUAAUGGAAAGACUUAGUAAAGACCUCAAAUUAUAUCGAAUUACACCACAAGAAUUGAUUAGGAUCGUCUUACCAUCAAAAGCAAUUAAAAACGAAAGAAUUUUAGAUACUUUGAUGCUUCAGGCAAAUUCUGGGAUUUACCGCAACAUGGAUGCUUGCAUCGAAGAUUACCAAAGAAAGGGUGAAUAAAUUUUUCUAACACAGAGAAAAGAUUUAGAAGUUGGUAUUAUGAAGAAACUGACGUGAAAACCGGUGAAUGCCAAAAAUGACAAUCUGUAUUAUAAAAUCAUAUUUCUUAUAUUGUAAAUGACUAUAGUAUAAGGUAUAAAUUGAUGGGUAAUAUAAAUAAAAUACCUAUUUAGACGUUGUGAAUGAAACGCGAAUGGAUAAAUGAUGAAAUAUUUGAUGCCAUAAAUAACUAAUUAAUGAUCAUGAUUAUAUAUAAUAAUAAUAGAAUAAUAAUAAAGUAAUUAUAAUUAUGUUACCUGAUAUAUUGAUGCAUUGCAUAAAAGAAUAUUUACAAACAUAUUCAUAUUAAUAAUGAUU